Molecule: messenger RNA, 12799 nt
Organism: Marmota monax (woodchuck)
Lineage: Eukaryota; Metazoa; Chordata; Mammalia; Rodentia; Sciuridae
Gene: Clmn
Product: calmin
Exons: 14
Coding region: 134-3412 (1092 amino acids)
Biological process (GO): negative regulation of cell population proliferation; nuclear migration
Cellular component (GO): meiotic nuclear membrane microtubule tethering complex; cytoplasm; nuclear outer membrane
Molecular function (GO): actin filament binding
Source: RefSeq, a predicted model, not a curated record
CAUGUCCUCAGGAACCGCUGCGCAGGGCGCUGCCCCUGGGGCCCUGUGCUUGGUUCUCAGGGACGAAUCCUGUGAUUUUCCCCUGGUCCCAGCUGGAGUCAGGCCACAGGCUUUGAGUUCAUCUGUGCCGUAGAUGGCAGGCCUUGUGCUAGUGUGGAUUCUUCCUGGGGCUACUCCAGAUGGGGCACUGAGCAGCUGGUAUCGGCAGAACCACAGCCAACACCAGGAGGCCUGGGCGGGGGGCGUCCUGGACUCGUCACCACCUUGCUGUGGGCUCCAGGGAAAGCCUUUCACUUGUGCCUCUCAGUUUCCUUAUUUGAAAAGUGAGAGCGUUGGACCACCAGGGGCUCCAGUCCACCCCCAGGCAGGGCCUGGGCAGAGUGUGCCCACUCAAAGCCAUCUGCUCCCUGGACCCUGGCACCACCCCAGCAUGUGGCCCUGGCCCGCUAACCAUGGCUGGCUGCUCUCCUGGAAUCUUUCCACUGUUGAGAGGGAAAAUGUGCAGAAGAGGACUUUUACUCGGUGGAUAAAUCUACAUCUGGAAAAGUGUGACCCACCUCUAGAAGUUACAGACCUAUUCGUUGAUAUACAAGAUGGCAAAAUCCUAAUGGCUUUGUUAGAAGUCCUGUCUGGGCGAAACCUGCUGCAUGAAUACAAAUCUUCAUCACAUCGUAUUUUUCGGCUGAACAACAUAGCGAAAGCUCUUAAGUUUUUGGAAGAUAGCAAUGUUAAGCUGGUUAGCAUCGAUGCGGCAGAAAUAGCAGACGGCAACCCCUCUUUGGUUCUUGGCCUGAUAUGGAACAUAAUCCUCUUCUUCCAGAUUAAGGAGCUCACGGGCAACCUCAACAGAAACUCUCCAUCUUCCAGUCUGUCACCUGGCUCGGGGGGCACAGAUUCUGACUCUUCCUACCCACCUACACCCACCACCGAGAGGAACGUGGCAAUCUCAGUGAAAGACCAGAGGAAGGCCAUCAAGACCCUGUUGGCAUGGGUGCAGAGGAAAGCAAGGAAGUAUGGCGUGGCGGUGCAGGACUUCGCGGGCAGCUGGCGGAGCGGGCUGGCUUUCCUGGCUGUAAUCAAGGCCAUUGACCCCAGCCUGGUGGACAUGAAGCAGGCCCUGGAAGACUCCGCGCGGGAGAACCUGGAGAAGGCCUUCCGAGUCGCACACGAGGCCCUGCAUAUCCCCAGGCUCCUGGAACCAGAAGACAUCAUGGUUGACACGCCGGACGAGCAGUCGAUCGUGACUUACGUGGCCCAGUUUCUAGAACGUUUUCCGGAGCUGGAAGCUGAAGAUUUUGUGGAUCCAGAUAAAGAAGACCCCAUUGAGUCCACCUUUGUCCGCAUCAAAGAAACCCCCCCUGAGCAGGAAAGCAAAGUCCUCCUCCUGACUGAGAACGGGGAGCAGGCCUACACUGUCAACCACGAAACCAGCCACCCGCCACCCACCAAGGUCUUUGUCUGUGACCAGCCAGAGAGCACAGGGGGAUUCUGCCUGGGUGGCAUGUCCAGCCGUUCACUGUCCUCCGAAAGCUCCACUGAUUUCAUGCAUCAGUUCGUCGACCAAGUCCUCCAGGGGAGCCCAGGGAAGAUGAGUAGCAUCAGUGAGCCAGCUCCGGAAUCUUCCAUCUUGUCCACCAGAAAGGACGGCCGGAGGUCCAACUCUUUGCCAAUCAAGAAAACUGUCCACUUUGAGGCUGACACCUAUAAAGACGCCUCCUGCAGCAAUGACCCUUUCUACGGUCCCGACCUCAGCUUUGAAGAGAGCCUGAGUGCCACCCAGGAGCUGCCGAAGCAGGACGAACAAGCCUCGUCAAUCCAGGUUGCCCAGGAAAAGAAGCCAACGCAGGAACCCUCAGCUGUCCCGGGAGCAGCCUCCACCAGGGUCCCCGGGGACUUGCCAGGGGCAGAUGAUCAUGCUCAACCCUCCCAGCAUCCCUCCUCCUGUAACGGUGCUGUAGAGGGUCCCCCUGGCCUCAGGGAGGAAGGUCAGUCUCCUCCCCACCCUGGAGAAAACACCAUUGUGGCCAGUGCCCAGGAGGUCAAGGUGAAGCUGCUGACCGUGGAAGCUGUGGAUAAGGAGGACUAUUUUGAAGGCAUCCCGUUGAAAGCUUCGAAAUUUAACAGCGACCUCGUCGAUUUCGCUUCUACCAGCCAAGUUUUCCCUGAGGCCCCUUUGCCACAGGAGAAGACACCCACGGAGGAGGUGGCCACUGACACUCCUGCUGAAAAGCUAGGCAAGAAGAGGGGCAAGUCCGCCCACACCGGGAGGGAGUCGCCCGAGCCCCAGGUCAAGCGUGACAGGCAGGAGCCUCCCAAGGGCUCCGAGCAGGAGGCACAAGUCUACUCUUUGGCCCUGGACGAGACACCUGUGGAUAAAAAGCCAGAGGUGUAUGAGAAGGCCAAGAGAAAGUCCACCCGGAGUCUCAGGGAGGAAGAGGGGGAAGCCGAAGGCCUCCCGGGGGUCGUGGAAGAAUUGCCUUCCAACCCCCCAAGCGGCAGUGUCAGCCUGGAGACCCUCAGGAGCCACAGCGAAGAAGGCCUGGAUUUCAAGCCCUCUCCGCCCCUCUCCAAGAUUUCCGUCAUUCCCCACGAUCUUUUCUACUACCCGCAUUACGAGGUGCCGCUGGCUGCGGUUCUGGAGGCCUAUGCGGAAGGCAUGGAGGAUUUGAAAAGCGAAGAUGUGGACCUGGAGGAGCCGGAGGGCUACCCCCACGAGCUGGACCCCAGGAACAGGGAGGCCGCCAGCGCCCAGAGCGGCUGCAGCCUCUCCACGCUGGUUGGGGUCCUCCCUAGUGCCAGCACCCAUGCGUCCUAUGUCAACGGGAACGCCGCAGGGGCCAUGCCAGCCGCAGAACCCAGUCCCCUGUCCCCCAACAAGGACCACCAGCCAAGAGAGACCAAAGAGAGUGGCCCUGAGGAGAGCCAUCAGUCCCAAGAAUCCCCACGCUCAGAAAAUAUAGCGAACCCGUUAGAAGUAAAGGUCCAGGAAGGGCCAACCAGCAGUAAGAAGAAGGAGAAAAGGAAGCACAUGGACCCCGACGAAGGCUCGUUAUUUAUAGCACCUGGAACCGUUCGGUCCUCAGAGGACCUAGAAGAAGACGCUGGCGACCACAAAGUCCCUUCCAGGACUAGUCACAGUGACUCCAGUAUUUACAUUCGACGCCAUACUAAUAGGUCUUUGGAAUCGGAUCAUUUUAGCUAUGUUCAAUUGAGGAAUGCCGCAGAUCUGGACGACAGAAGAAACCGAAUGUUAACCAGGUACAAUACUCAGAAGCUCACUGAGCUGAUUUUACAGUUUUAUGGCAUCAGAGCAGACAUGAAGAGGGAAUGCAAACAUGCCGGGAUGUCCAUGAAAGAAGGCCAAAAAUUCUGGAGAAGCCAUGUCCCUGGGCAGCCAGAGCCCACAGAGUGACUCCCUGACACAGUUUGUGCAGCAGCCGGAUGUGAUGUAUUUUAUUCUCUUUCUCUGGCUCCUGGUCUACUGCCUCCUGCUCUUCCCGCAGCUGGAUGUCAACAGGCUCUGAUGUGUGUGUCUGGAGAAUAAAAAAGACAGGCCCCUGACCAGGGUGGGGUCUUUUUACUUAAUUUUGUUUUGUGUUGGGGGUGGGGCCGCUUCUGCAGGUGGUGGAAGACCUGGGGGAGCCCAGGCCCCGCCCCCUGCUGUCCUGCUUUGCUCCUGUCCUUUCCCCUCCUUGGGGCCUGAGAGCACCUUUCCCCUUUGGCUGUGUGCUCAGAACUCAGGUGGCAGCCGCCUCCCUGGUGAGUCUUGUCCUUGUGCCUUGCUUGAUCAGAUGGUAAGCAUCGUCACCAAUAUUCAGCCAACACCUGGAUCUCGGCUCUGAUGCAUGCAGGUUUCCCAGGUCCUGGAUGAACUCUAGUUACUCACCUCUCGGAUGACGGUCUGCCUGAUGAGGAGGAGCGUUGGUCCCCUGGGGACCUUACCUGGAAGAAGUUUCCUCCAAGUGCAGGUGUCUGGGUGAAGAUGCAGGUCUGUGCACCUGCUGCAGUCUGGUGACUGGUUGCAUUCGUUGGGGGAACCAAGCAGCACCGAGCUGCUGGCUCCCAGAAAGGGCACCAGGGAAUGGCAGAAUCAAGGAAGAAGACCAAGGCUCUGUUGUGAGCCACAGCACUUGCAUUUCUCACCCUGGUUUUCUUGAAGGGGUUGGAGGAGUGAGAUGCAUUUUUUUUUUUUCCUGGUACUCGGGAUUGAAUCUGAGGGCACUCUGCUGCUGAGCCACACCCCCAGCCCUUUUUAUUUUUUUGAGACAGGGUCUUGUGAAGUUGCUGAGGCUGGCCUCCAACUUGUGUUCCUCCUGCCUCAGCCUCCUGAGUUGCUGGGAUUUCAGUUGAAUGUCACCAUAUCCAGUUGAGAUGUAUUUUUAAUUUGCUUUUGCAUUGAUUGGUUGGAGUUAGAACUGUGACUUUUCAAAUGAAAAUCAUAUUUUCUGUCAAGUGAAACCUAAGAGGAGCCAAUCUAGACAACGUGUUCUAAACAGAGCUCUAGCUGGCUCCCAGCAGGCGGAGACCCCACUCCCACUUUGCUGAUCUUCUGUGAGACCUCGGGGCCCAGCAGGGCAUUGUGAAAGGUCCUGAGGAGCUUGGAGGUGGCCAGGCUAAGAACAAGUGCCCACUGUGCUGCUGGAAUGCUUUGGGACAUGCUGACCUCAGAAUACCUGUUGUGGCCUUGGCACCCCUUGCCAGUCAUCAAAACGGGUUUCUUGAAAAGUCUUUCUGGAAAGCUCCAGAGCCAUGAUGGAGUAGAGCAAAGCAGGUGGGUUGUAAGAAAGACAAAGACACUUCUCCCACCCUCCCAUCAGAUCAGCCUGGGUCCGGCUAAGACUCAGGUCAGUGAAGGCUGUUUAAGUUUCCUCUUGCCUCUGCCCUCCCCCUCGAGAGCAUGCAAAGUUAUGAACUCUUCCUUCCAAAGUUAUGAACUCUACUCAGCAAAGACUCAGGGAGCAGUUUGUCCAGCUGAACCCAGAGAGGCACAGCAGGUUGGCCAAGGUCACACAGCCCACCUGGAAUAGACUUGUCAUGAGCACCCUGAUGCCCAGUCCAGAGCUGUCCCUUUUUGCAGGAAACUUCUACUGUGCACAUGAAUGUCUUGAUAAAAUGACUAGGGAAAAAAUGUUCUCAUUCAAGCAAAACCAAAUAUUUGGGCACCUAUCAAACUUUGUUUUGUUAUCUUUUAAAAAAAUUUCAAUUUGUUUUUGCUGUCUUUUCCAUGAGGAAGCUUUGUUCACCUUCAAGCUCAACCCCUAUACCUUCUGGAACAUUCUUCACACCUGUCAAGGCGUGUCAUUUGACAUACCAGCCUUGCUUUUACUCGGGGAAUCCCAUUCCUUCCUAGCAAUCCAAGGACUCUCUUCUUUCAAGCAGCAGGUCUCAGAUACAGAGUUCCAGCAAAACUGAAAGAAUUUACACAGCAUGGUGGAGCCCCUAAGGCCAAAACCUGGCCUCUGUGCCAUUCUGCCUCCCUUCCCCCAAAGAAUCUCAGCCUUCCAGGCAAAAGCUCUCGGAGCUUGGAGUGUCUCCAUCUUGAAGGCCAGGAGCCCGUAGAAAAUGAGCUAAUUAAUGAGCUUCCUGGCAACGUCAGAAGUUCAGAGGUACGCAUAAUAAAGAUUAUGUGUGUGAUAUUUUAUAACCCUGGGCACCUGGACGUCUCUGCCCAAAUUAAAUGCCAAAGAAGAGCUGACCCAAAUGUGAAUCAUUUUGUUUCACAGCUCUAGGCCUUGUUCAGAAGCUCUCUGCAGGCUCCCUCCCUCACCUCCUCUUUGAAUGUUCUUUAAAACAUCUAGUGGCAAGAUGCCCAAAACUCAUUUGGCUCAGGUUGGCAGUAAACUGAUUUUUUAAAGGAUAAAAAAUUCAUUUGAGUAUAGGCUUAUAUGGAAGAAGGUGGUUAUAACAGGCUGCUGGACAAGCCAUCCCAUUCCUUGGAGUUUUUUUUUUAAUUAAAAAAAAAGGACUAUCAGGUUUUUAAUGAGAACUAGCAAUUUCCUACGUUCUAGGCAACUUGCUCCUAGAAGUAAGCAUUUUGAACACUUUGAGCUGUUCUUCUAAUAUUUACCUUUGCACUUCUACAUAACAUGCUUACACUUUAUUCUUUUAAUUUAUUUAGAAACAUCUAUUGACCUGCUAAUACUGCAGAUGGAGGUGACACUUGUGCCCGGACCCUAUAGUUAGAUCAUGUUCUUUGGUGCAUCCAGCAUUGACACUGCCAUGGGCUUGUCAGGGAUGUUCACUCCUGAGCCACAUGUUCACUUCGGGCACAUGGCCUUCCUAGUCACACUUCCCCCUUGAUUCAUAUCCUCUCUCUGCCCUGCCCCACCCUCCCUCCCUAUCUCUCUUUGGAGUGACAUUCUUCAGUAACCCGAGAAAGGGAACAUGGAAAGUAUAUUGUUGCAAAUAUUUUGAGAUUUUUUUUUUUGCAUGACUUAAAAUGCAAAAUGCAUUUGUGCAAAUGUGGCUGAGCAGAGAACUGCAGUUACAAAAUACACCCCUCCCCGCCACCUGUGGUUGUUGACCUCUGUGAUGCCUUUGGACUCCCAUGUGACUUGGUUUUCUCCUCUCCCUGGAAACACUGAAGAAUGCUUUGUUCUUGGUGUCCUGAACUGUCAUGAUGGUGUCACAUCUUUGCUAUUAUACUUUGUGCUGAGCCCUAAGAGAAAGGUCUUAAGUUUUCUCGAAAUUAUUUACAUUCUUUCAUUCUGAUCUGUCAUUCCAAUAUAGGACCUCUCCAACUAAUCUUCUAAUGUUUUUAUCUUUUUAAUUUCUCAUCUCUAUUUUUUGAUUUGCUUUCAGGAAAAUAUAUUCAAUUUUAUGUUGAUUUCCAAAACUGUUCAUUGUUCUGGGUUUUGUUUUGUAGUGUUUUGUUCUUGAUUCAGGAAUGCAGAUCCUAUUGCCCUAUGGAUGUUAUUGUUGGUGUUGUUUUGUUUUGUACUGGGGAUUGAAUCCAGGGACACUUUACCCCACUGAGUUACAUCCCCAACCUUUUUUUUUUUUUUUUUUUGAGACAGGGUCUCCUAAGUUGCUGAGGCUGGCCUUGAACUUGUGAUCCUCCUGCCUCAGCUUCCUGAGUUGCUGAGAUGACAGGUGUGUGCCACCACGCUCGGCCAAUAAUAGUGUUUGGGAGGAAGUUCUUUUCUGCUUCCUAUAUUGCUUUAGCUUCCUCUAAGUUUCCUUCCUCUUGUUUUGGUCUCUGUCUUUAUCUUUCAUGUUCCAAGUUUUUCUCUAGUAUCUGGUGAUUCUGUGGAUCUAUCUGUUCAUGUUUAAAAGCGGAUGCUCAGGAAGCUGUGUGUCAACUAGUAGGUUUUCUCUAGUCCACGAGGACUGGACUGGACUUUGGAGAAUCCUGUGUCAGUAUUUGCACAUUCUUUCUCUGCGGCCCGAUCCAUUUCUUUAGAGAGCUUUUCACUCUUCCUCUGCCUGGGAAGAGGGACUCACACGGGGCUGCUAUUAGUCUAUGAAAUGCCCUUGUGCAGUUUUAAAAACAAGUGUCCCUCUGGGCAGAAGCCACUACGGCACUUAGCCUGACUGGCAGAGCAUACCCUUCAUCCCUUUCUCUGAGAGGGUGCAGCCGUGAGGUAGGGCAAAGCUUGAGGGAGAGCCCAAGCUGGACUUCAACUCCCGCUUGCCCCCCGGCCUGGGUGUUUGUUCUGUGCCACAACUGUAAGGCCAUCUGCACCCAAGACCCGUUGCGGUGCUGGAGUUCUGGCCCAGCAGGCGGUCUCAAGGCCAAUCAGUGGCUAGUCCACUAAGUUGCUCCCGCCUUUGCUGUGUGUGGUGUCCCUGGGUUGGAGCUUCUCUUAUUUCUCCAUGGUGUAGGAGCAGAGGGGACAUCUGGCUGCAUGGGAGGGACAGGAGGCCUGGGAGUCCACAAAUGUGCCUCUCUCCAGCCCUGUGUCUCGCCCCCACCUUUCCUGGAUGCCGAUGCAGUGGCUCAGUGGCCUCCCCCUAUAGGCACCUGGUACCCCUCCGCCCUCCUCACUUCCCAUCAGCUCUGCCCCUGCUGUGGAUGGAUUGGCGUCCAGGGCCUGCGGCUGUCUUCUCCCACCCUGGAUCUUCAUGGCUGUGCAGCUGUCUUUCCUUGGCUCUUAUUUCUGUAGAGUUUCAUGACAGAAGAAGUGAGCCCUGUGCUCCGUACACUGUCUUGAUCUGCAAACCCCUUUGAAUUUCCAAUGGUUGACUCUGUGGCUCGCUGCUCUGCCAACUGCUCUGUACCUCUCUGCAUCUCCCUGAGGCCAUAACAACAUCCGGGUUGCUGAUCUGUACGAUGCCCAGUACAGGAGAGGGUGAGCUGACCCUCCAGCUCUGCUCGAGGCUGCCAUUCAGGUGGCUCUUUCUUCCCCUUCCUUCCCCCGGUUCUGUCACUCAGCCCCAGUAAACCACGCUAGAUCUCCGCAUGCUCACAAGGCCAGGCUGUGUGGUGGUGUUUCCAGGUUUUCUGGAAGUAGACCACGCUGGUGUUUGCCAUCGAACAAACAGGGUCCUCUGCGGGCUGGAGUGUGGAACAUGAGCCGGAUUUCCUCAUAGGAGUGUGUGCCAGAGCUGGUGAUCACAGAGCUGUUGGGGGCAGCCUGGCCACACCUGACCUUUCUGGUCAGAUGAGCUUCCCCCAGAGGUCAGCCCCAGUAAGUACACCCUCAUGGCUCCAUGAGCUGCCACCCAGGACAUGGCUUCCCUGCUCCUGGGGUUCAGCUGGAAAAACUGCUGCCAAGAGUCCCUCCUGAGGCGGCUCACCUGCCCUUCACAAGGGUGACAUAAGUGGGACAGCCACAGGGGUCAUGUGAGGGCUCAGCACCUCCUAUAAGAAAUGAGGAGGCUGUGAUGGGAGGCUUGCAGGAGCCCGAGUUCAAGACCAGUCUGGGCAACACAGUGAGACCCCAUUACAAGAAUAAAUAAAACUAAAGAUGACUCAUCACCCUGCUAACUAGUGACUCUGGGAUGACCAUUUGCAUUUCCAAUUAAGUUUUCUACAAACUUUUAGCCUCCAACAGAAGCCAGAGUAAAUGAGUAGAGACGGUGUCCUCCUGGGUGUCAGAAGCAGUCACGGAUUCUUUGGAGAGGAAACUUCUUUCUGUGAUUCUAUCCUCAGAGUGACCUGAAGUCUUUCACACCAGCUUAGUUUUCCCAGCGCUCCAGCAGGGCUCCAGAGCCUGCUGGAGCAUUGAGACCUGACCCUCUCUCCUUCCUGCUGGAGGGACUGCCCUGGGUCUGCACCGAAUGGCCCACCUGGACUCUUCCAUGGAGCUCCGCACCCUGAAGUCCCAGAAAAGGGCUUUGCCGGAGCUUCAAAAGCUUCCCGGCAGUGGUUUUUCCAGGAACAAGGGUGUGCGGGUCUCUGCAGGGCCCAGCGUGUUCUCUUCCCCAGCCCCACACGGUCCCUGCUGACACCCCAUUUAGAGAAGGUGGAGCAUCCCGGCUACGGCUGCAGUUUGCAUCUGCCACCAGCCCAACCAGCAGUGGGGGGGCUGCUCUCAGGACAAGGCCCAGGACCUAGGAUGGGCAGUAGAAGUUGGGAGUUGGUGCUGGUGGAAUCUUGUUUAUUUGCUAAAAAUUGCCACAGGGUGUUUCCCUUACCCAGUCGGCCACAGUGGGGGAGUAGAAAGGAGACACAGCCUCGCUGGUGCUCUGGGGAGCUUGAGGGGCCUUUGUGCCCCUGCCUCUCACCAGGCUUCCCCCAGCUGGUGGAAGUGAGCCCGCGGCUGAGGACCCUGGGCUUCGCAGGAGUUGCAUGGGGCCCCUCCACUUCCCUGGCACGCGGGCCCCAGUGAGCACCAGCCCUCCUCGCCCUGGUUUGUAAGAGCCCCUCAGCGGCCUUGGCCUUCGGUGGCCUUGGCCUUGCCAUUCUCCCUGGCUGUGUAAAGGACAGGGCUUGUGGUGAGCUGGCGUGACCUCAGAGGCUGAGCUCCUGGUUCUCAGAGUUGGCAGAAGUUACCAGAGCCGUUGAGCUGCCUUUCCAGGGUUGGUAGCCUCUGCAGUGCCGAGAAGGCUGACUUGGUUGUGUCCGGAGCCUGUUCUGAGGUUCUUGCUCAAAACACCAGGCAAGCGGUUCUGCCCAGCCCCGGCCAUAGCAGCCGUGCACCAGGAAACAUUCUCAUCAGGGAAAAAGACAACCAGUAUUUUGUGCUCGCUGGCCAAGCUGUUUUUAAAUACAGGCCUCAACACCCGCAGCCUGAUCCUGCUGCUAACCUGUUUAAAUCCUUGACAUGCUGAUGGCCCAUCUAGCUUCAGCUAACCAGGCCGUCCUUAAAUGAACCCUCUCUUGUUGUUGUUUUUUUCUACCCGUCCUUUCUUCCUUCCCUGGGAGGCACAUACAAUAGGGAAAGUGGGCAUAUUGGGAAGUCAACCAGAUCUAGAUCUGUGUCCUCACUGUCACCUGAUGCCUGGGUGACCUUGGGCAGAUUGACUGCUGAGCUGGUUUGUAGUGUAGGCACUCAGCACACAUUUCUCAAAGAACAAAUACCUUCCUUGCGAGCUGUAAAGUUGUAGCCUGCCCAGUAGCUGCCAGUUCUCCAUUUCCCUCCUCUCCAAGCACUGGCUACAUCUCCUUGCCAACAUUCCAUUACCCAAGGCUUCUGUCCACCUCUCUCCAAUUCACCGCCCUGUUGCUGGCUGUCCUGCUUCUAAUCCAGCUGAGGAAGUUGAAGCCAUUGUGUAUCCAUUGAUGGGACCCUCCCAACAAUCAUGGGAGGAAACUAAAGCACAGGCCGGAAGAAUAACAAGGUCACAUCCUGGAGCUAGUAGUUGGCAGAACCAGGAAUGUAGGGCUUAUUUUCAGACAUUAAUGUUCACAAUUAACAUCACUGCUUAGGAAAGAAAGUGAUCCCCCUAAUGAAAUUCUGAUCCUUCAUGACACUGGCCUAGUUGGACCAGUGUUGGAUGGACAUGCUCUGUACUGGGAAGGUGGACACGUGUAGUAAUCACACUGCUGUUUCCUUCCUCGAAGUCUUCUCCCCAGUCCCCAGGUUUUCACACUGGGACUCCCAAACCCAACUGCUUAAAUCUCUCCUUCAGAAAUUCAUGGUUUAGCCUACAGUUGCAAAUUUGCAACCAAAAUUUCUGCCUCUAAACAGCCUUUACCAGUGAAAUCUCAGUGUCUAAUAUCAAACACAGUUCAUCAGUGACUUGAGUUUAAUGGUACCUCCUGUCCCUAAUGGUUCCUCUCUCCUGCACAUGGUUUUCAGAGUCGAAACGAGGCUUUCUCCUUUGAAAAUCCAAGCAGAAAAGGCACAGGUGGAGCAUGAUUAAAAUGGUGGCUGAAGACCAUGAGUGACUUAAAUGAAGUCAUAAUUGGUUGGGGUCUCAGAUAGGGAUCAUGAUUUUUUUAAGUUUAAAAGUCAUGAUUUUUGCAUGGUUAUAAAAAAAAAAAGAAAAGAUGUCAUUUGAUAGGUUUAUGCUAUUUGUCACUGCUUCUUCUAGUUGCAUCAAAAGUCAAUAGCACAUUAUCUAUAAGACCAUGCUGUGAGGAAGGAUAGCCACAGGACACUGGUAUUCCUAAAUGUCAUGCAACAGUCGAGAUACUUUUGAAAGGAAUCUGAGGUAGUCUGCAGUCUAGAGAGCUGACAUUGCCCAAAGUGAGACAUCAUUGGCCAUGGCCUCAGCGACCCACAUCCUAGUCAGGGCUCACCUGCAGACACCCUGGAUAGUUCCCUGACCUCUCUAGGUUGGAAAUUGGAAGACCUCUUAUAAAAAGUUCUUUCUAGGUUUAAAAAUCCAAAGGUUGGCAAGAUAGUUCUUUGUGUUUAUUUCUGUGUUGAUCUCACCAUUGGCCUAUGUGCUGGAAAUGUGCACUUCUGUAUAUAAGUGAACGCCAAAGCUCAGAGCAUUGCUUCCUGUUCAUAUCUGACAAAGAGUGCCUUAGGGAAGAGUUUGCAAUAGCAGAAGGUCAUCUGGUAGAAGGUUUGGGAUGAAAGUUUGGUGUAGAACCUGGGGACCUACUUCCUUGGGUUUCCAGAACUAAUUUGGUCUCCUUAAGUUAAAACAGCAGCUGACAUGGUUUCCCAGGGGAUUUCUUUUAAAUUAAAAAAUUCAGCUGCAGAAAUAAAUAGCUGUACCCAACCAGACCUUUCCACUUUUGGCCUCUGUCCUCUUUUUCUAGUAGUGACUCAAAAAGGCUCAAUUUCUGCUCAGAGUCAGUGCUGUUUGCAUUUGAGUUCCCUCAAGCCUGGGCUGGCCUGUGGAGGGAGCAGCUGUCUGUGUCAAGACCCUUGCUCUUUGCCCUUGAGAUUGGACCAAGAUGAUGCCUGUAUCACUUGCUCUGGCGCUGACACUGUAGGGAACAUGGCCAGCCCUACUGAACACUGUUGGACCAGGUUAAACCUGGAGAUGGGUUUCUUCAGAGCUAUUAUCCUGGAGGUUAGCAGGUAUUUCGUUUUGGGGGAUCUGUGAUAUAUUUAGCAGAUUUAAUGUUUCUUUAAUGUCAUGGCAGGACUUCAUUGACUGUGUCUGAAAACUUUUACUGAGAGCUUCAGGAGAAAUAUGGAGGAAAAAAAAGUGAAAUGUUAUUUUGUAGUACAAGGAUUAUUUUGUCUAUUUAGAAUAUAUAUAUGGCUGUAGCUUUGUAAAAAAAGGGAUCUUUGAUUAAAAAUUGUAUGAAUGUGCACUCUUAUUUAUUGAUUAUUGUAAAUUAAGAUAUAAAUGGCUAUUUGCAUAAUUUAUCCCUGUGGGAAAUUAACUGGAGUAUUUGUUAUUUGACAGUUUUCUAUCAAGGAAUAUAGGCUUGGUGCUACGAUGAAUGAUCUUGUGAAAUUUCAUGUAUUCUUAUGAAAAUUUUUGGAUAUAAAUUUCCUGAAAUGAC